AUGGAUCUCUUACGCAACUCGUACGCCAAUGACUCCGACGACGAACCUGAACCGGUUACCGAUAACCGGUUAACAUCUAAGACCGCCACACCGUCUCUUCCUUCAAAGCGCCCAUAUCCUGAACCGGAGGAGCAACAUUACAAACCAGCUCGUAAACCAAAUCCUCCGUACAGUUCUUACUCCGAUCCUCAAACCAGCUCUUCAGCAAUCCCAGGUCGGUAUGUUUCCAAGAGAGAGCGAUCCCUUCUAGCUUCUCUUUCAACUGCUCCGACUCAAAAUCAAAGCUCCGAUUCGAUUCACAAACCCUCCGUUAGCUCUCCUACUGUUCUCGGGAGCAUCUCUGAUUCACAAGUGCCUCGUCAUGUUCUAUCGAAAGGAUCUUCUUUUCGAACCGGUAUGCCGAGUAGAAUGUCGGUUUCGUUAACCGGUCAUACAAAGGCUGUUACUUCUAUUGAUUGGUCAACAAGUCAUGUUCAUCUUCUUGCUUCAGCGGGGCUAGAUGGUGCUGUCUACGUGUGGAAUGUGUGGAGCAGCGGUGAGAAGAAAGUACGUUCCUUUCUCCAUCACAAUGCCCCGGUCAAAGAUGUGAAGUGGUCGAAGCAAGGACUGUCUCUGCUUUCUUGUGGAUACGACUGCACUUCGAGUCUGUUUGAUGUUGAGAGAGGGGUAGAGACGCAAGCUUUCAAGGAGGAUCAGGUCGUUGGAGUUGUUAAGUUCCAUCCAGACAAUGCCAACCUGUUUCUUUCGGGAGGGCUCAAGGGCAGUCUUAGGUUAUGGGACAUUAGGAGUAACAAAGUUGUGCAUGAUUACGUCAAGGAUCUUGGUCCGAUUCUUGAUGUUGAGUUUAUGGCUGGUGGGAAUCGGUUCAUCUCCUCGAGCGAUGUUUCAGGAAGGAAUAUAAGCGAGAAUGCUGUUAUAGUUUGGGAUGUUUCGAGAGAGGUUCCUCUAUCUAACCAGGUCUAUGCAGAAGCAUACACAUGCCCUUGCAUCAAACAUCACCCAAAAGACUCAGUCUUCAUCGCACAAUCGCACGGGAACUACACAGCGAUCUUCUCAGCAAACCCGCCUUUCAAGCUGAACAAAUACAAGAGGUACGAAGGUCACUGGGUCGCAGGUUUCCCUAUCAAAUGCAACUUCAGCCCUGACGGAGAAACCUUGGUCUCUGGCUCAUCUGAUGGUUCCUUAUACAUGUACGGAUAUAAAUCCACUGAGCUCAUUAAGAAGCUCAAGGCUUAUGAACAUCCCUGCGUGGAUGUUGCAUACCACCCUGUACUGCCUAACGUGAUCGCGUGUUGUAGCUGGGACGGACAGGUCUCUGUUUUUGAAUAAUCUCAGUGUGUCCACACAGUGGCUAGUACCAAUCAAAAAAAGUUCAUGGUAGUAGGAGUUGUGUUCUUAUUGUGGAUCUUGUGAGACUGUUACUCAUUGAUGUUGGAGGAUGAAUUACUUAUAACGUGAGA
This is a messenger RNA of Brassica oleracea var. oleracea, 1460 nucleotides long. RefSeq names its product WD repeat-containing protein 25. Gene Ontology annotation, molecular function: protein binding. The transcript is spliced from 3 exons. The record is from RefSeq and is a predicted model, not a curated record. Bases 1 to 1329 code for a protein of 442 amino acids. Lineage: Eukaryota; Viridiplantae; Streptophyta; Magnoliopsida; Brassicales; Brassicaceae.